AACAUUUUUUUCUCCCUUUAUCCCAGGCAAAAUGGACUACAGCCGGGCCCUGCGACAAGGGGUUAAAACACCACCAAUGCGGAGUAAAAUGGUCGAGUGGAAGAAAUGUAAAAUCUGUGCACCAUUAGCUCUGUGGGGCGCGUUGACUUCAGUCGUGCAACGCUGGAGUGGGAGCUCUGAUUGGGAGUGUGUGAAUAUUCAACAGCUCAUUUGCAUAUAUUAUCAUCCGCCGCGGCCGUCAUCUGCCCGCAGUCGGAGCUCCCAUUUGGUGUGUGGCGGCUCCCCCGGUGCCGGUUGCCUGCCCGCUGUCGCGCCCGCCUCAUGAGUCGCGUCGCCUGACCGCGUCCAUUGGUGCCAUCAGAUAAAGUUUUGUUCCCCCCCCCCCUCGCCUCCCUCUCUCCGGAGCUGUCGGUGUGGGUGAAGUUUCACCGCCCCUCUGCUCCCUUCCUUCCCCCCCCCCCCCCCCUCCAACCCACCCACCUCUCUGCGUCCCCCCUCCCCGUGCCCCGGCGGCUCGCUUGUGCGGUUGCGAGGAAGAGUCGCUGGGAAGGUCGGUGCGGGAGAGCCGAGGCUCGGGCGCAGGCCCAGGCCUGGUUACCAUGGCAGCCACCAAGGACGGAGUGGUGCAGGAGAAGUACAAGCUGGUGGUGGUGGGCGGCGGCGGCGUGGGCAAGAGCGCUCUCACCAUUCAGUUCAUCCAGUCUUACUUUGUUACGGAUUAUGACCCGACAAUUGAAGAUUCCUAUACCAAGCAGUGCGUUAUUGAUGACAGGGCAGCAAGAUUGGACAUUUUAGACACCGCAGGACAAGAAGAGUUUGGAGCCAUGCGAGAGCAGUACAUGAGGACGGGGGAGGGUUUUCUGCUGGUCUUCUCUGUAACUGAUAGAGGAAGUUUUGAAGAAAUUUAUAAGUUCCAAAGACAGAUCCUUCGAGUGAAAGAUCGUGAUGAAUUCCCUAUGAUCCUUGUGGGUAACAAAGCUGACUUGGAACAUCAAAGGCAGAUAACAACAGAGGAAGGGCUACAGCUUGCAAGGCAGUUGAAAGUAACAUACAUGGAGGCUUCAGCUAAAAUUCGCUUGAAUGUAGACCAGGCUUUUCAUGAACUAGUUCGAGUUAUAAGGAGAUUUCAAGAGCAAGAAUGCCCUCCUUCUCCUGAGCCAUCACGGAAUGAAAAAGACAGUAGUGGCUGCCACUGUGUUUUAAUUUGAGAUGCUGGUUUGUCUGCUCUCAACAGCUGCCAAACCACCUGCCCCCAUUUCUGCCUUCAAAAAAACAUUUGUGUCAAUCAAUAUUGCCUCUUUACUGCAUGCUUACUAUUUGGUCGCAGAUUGCCUUAGUCUAAUAAAAAGUCCGGCUGUGAUGUGCACUUGAUUGGGGUGGUGGGGAGGGAGAGCAUUUUGUCACCUCUUUGCCCCAAGGCAGGGAGGUGAAGUUUAAGGAAUAUAAACACUAAGGCUGCUAUGUAAAUGUCACAGUUCCCAUUUGUUUCAAGAAUGAUAUUUCUAUUAUUUGUUAGGAAAGAAAAUUCAGAAUGUAGACAAUUGAUUUGAGCUAAUUUGCCUUGAGGUGUUUUAAAAUCCAUGCUUACAUGUCUUGUCCACAGUGCCAUUUAACUUUUUAAUGCUAUGAUUAUGUGCUAAUCACCUAUUGUACAUAAGGAUCCUUGAUUUCCAAGAAAAAUAAGUAUCAAAAUGAUUAUAAGUGAAGGGCAACAAAGGAAGGGUGAAUUGGUCAUUUCUUUGCCCUAGAUAAAAUACACAGAAAUAAGCCUUAAAUAACACUUAUUGGUAAGAGUCUGAGUUUCAUAUAAUGCUGCAGUUUGUUCCAGUGGCCAAAAUCCAGUCAGUCUACUGUAUUAUUUUAAGCAGUCCAGAGAGAUCUUUGGGAAUCAAUGUGGCCAAACACCUGUGAUUUCACUGGGUAUGAACAUCAAUUUUUUUAAAAAACAAUUUCACAUCAUUGAGGAGUUCCAAGUCUUCUAUUUGUCUUCCUUUGAUGUGACUGUAUUUCGGGAUAAGGGAUUCAAAGUGCUAAAGUGUAGUUGUUUUUCCUCAUGUAAUAUAAAGAGAUGGAAUUGAUUCUUCCAUUGAUGAAGAUGAUUAAAUGUUUUGCUAUAUACUUUUAUACAUUAUUUUCUUAUCAAACUAGUUAACAAGUAUUUUUAUAUGUUUGUAAACAAAUAUGCUUUCACAGCAUAACUUGUGUAUAUGUAAAGAUGAGUAUUUAAUUCUCACAUUUCACUUUUAACUGACAAACUUAUAGGUAUGAUUUACAAAACUGUGGUAAUACUUUCCUAAUGUCCUUGUGGCAGCUGGGUGUACCUAGCUGUAUCAGGUCAUGUGCCUGCAAAGUGUACCCACACAGACUUUAGCAUGCUCAAUUUUACAGAAUGCUCUGACCAGGCAUUUCGGAAGGCGGAUCUGUUAGGUUAAAAGUCCGGAAUCUGAGGAAUUCCUGAUAAUUUUGGGUUUGACUGUGAAUGGUCUCUGAGUACAAGUUCAGCGGAUGAAUAACUUGGUUUGAGAUUUGAGCUGGAUUGCUGAAAAGAUGUACACAACAAUCCUGAUACUAUCUCCGCAUCAACUCCUUGAAGUUUGAUCUUACUACACCCUUGUUUAGCUUCUGGUGCUAGAAUAAAGGAUGAUUAAUUUAAUGGAAGACUUAUUUUUCUCUGUGCCUCCUUUGCCUUGACACUUUUUAAAAUUAAAUUUAUUAGUAAUCAUUGAUUGUUGACUGCAAAUGUCUC
Pristis pectinata (smalltooth sawfish) is the source of this 2746-nucleotide messenger RNA. It is a transcript of the gene rras2, whose product is annotated as RAS related 2. Gene Ontology annotation, cellular component: plasma membrane. The coding region runs from base 600 to 1208 and encodes 202 amino acids. The record is from RefSeq and is a predicted model, not a curated record. Gene Ontology annotation, molecular function: GDP binding; GTPase activity; GTP binding. The transcript is spliced from 6 exons. Gene Ontology annotation, biological process: signal transduction. Lineage: Eukaryota; Metazoa; Chordata; Chondrichthyes; Rhinopristiformes; Pristidae.